Molecule: messenger RNA, 2137 nt
Organism: Cannabis sativa
Lineage: Eukaryota; Viridiplantae; Streptophyta; Magnoliopsida; Rosales; Cannabaceae
Exons: 3
Coding region: 218-1612 (464 amino acids)
Source: RefSeq, a predicted model, not a curated record
CAAUUUCAUCCUUCCAUAGUCAUUGGACAACAUCUUCGCUUUGUUGGUUCUCUCUCUCUCUCGGCCUUUUGGCUUUCGUCAUCAGCGGUACCCUAGAAAUAUUAUCAACGGAGAUCGGAGAUCGGAGAGGAGGACGUCCGUUUCACUCAUCGGCCGCCGGAUAAGGCAAUUAUUUCACUCUCAACAGCCAACUCUUACUGGCGGGAAGCCAAAAAAAAUGAUAAACAAGCGGCCCUUUAUUGAUGAGGAUUCUUGUGAAGUUGCUUCCAAGCACCCAAGACAAUUAGAAUGUGUUAAUGAGCUUGCUCCAGUUGUAGAUAUUGUUCCAUCUCAGAAUGCUCACCAAAAAUCUUUCUCAGGUGAUGACAGUUUUAAUAUAUGUCAAGACAAAGGAAGAUUUUCAAGUGAUUUGAUUAUUGAGGUCUCAAAGCAGACGAAAGAACCUGAUAAUGAUGUUUCAAGUAGCAUUUCUCAUUAUUUGUGGUUCAACAACAGUGUCAUUGAUGGAGAUACAAGGUUGGAUACAGCUGCUCAUGUAUCACUAUUUCCAGAUUACUUUGAACAUGGAGAGCGACUGAGGGGUUUAUUUCAAUCAGAUGACAUUCAUGCAUCUCCAGUUGAUUAUUCUCCUCAAAGGUCAGUUCCCAUAGGUCCAGAGCAUCAAGUUUAUGUUCCAGAAUGGGAUCAACAGGGUUCAAAGUUGUCAGAUUAUCAAACUACUACUCAAAAUUCAGUAUGUGGAUCUAGCCUGGACCUUAUGGUUCAUGAAGAUGAGGAGAAGAUGGGUACUUGUGUCAUCUCCAUGCCCUUUUCGGAUGCAUUCUCACAAGAUAGAGCAAGUAAAAAUGACUGUGUGUGCAUUGAUGAGGGUUCUAUCAGAUGUGUGAGACAACAUGUUAUUGAAGCUAGAGAAAAAUUAAGGGAAAAUAUUGGACCAACUUUAUUUGAGGAGUUGGGUCUUUGUGAUAUGGGUGAGGAGGUCGCCAAGCGAUGGACUGAAGAAGAAGGACAUAUUUUCCAUGAUGUUAUUCUUGCAAACCCUUUCUCGUUAGGUAAGAACUUUUGGGAUCAUCUCUCUAUGGCUUUUCCUUCUCGAACGAUCAAGGACCUUGUGAGCUAUUAUUUUAAUGUCUUCAUGCUUCGAAAGCGUGCUGGACAAAACAGGUUUGAUCCGCUAAACAUUGAUAGUGACAAUGAUGAGUGGCAACAAAGUGAUCUUGGAGAUCUUGAGGGUGGUGAGGACUCUGUUGUAGAGUCUCCUGCUGAUCAAGAGGCUUCAGUUAAUUAUCAGCAACACUAUUUGGAAGACUGCCAUGAAGACUUGGAGGAUGCAAAUGAGAUUUAUGGUUGUAAAGAUAGUGCUGUUGUGGUUUCUAGUACUGUGACGGAUGAAGAGGAUAGAGGGGACAUAAUAGAUAAUGGUACAAGGGUGGGCGUUAAGGAUUCGCCUGGUACUUAUGGUGAAACUGAUAUGGAUCUGCUGGGAAAAAUUCCCAGUAAAAAUGAUAUAGAGGAGUCUGAUUUUCAAGAUGAUUCCUGCACAUCUUACGAGUUUCAGAGAGACGGAAUAGAACAAUACUGUCCACAUGACGAGAGAAGUCUGGGGAGCUAAUGUAAAAGUAGUGUUGGUUGAUAUCUUCAAUCCUAGAUGGUUUAUUUAGAAGCAACUUCGUAUCCGACUUCCAACCUUGGCAAUUACAAAUAUUUUGAAUUGUUAAAUAUGGUGAAAUUGGUGGAUUCCCUGGACUGACCCCAGUACAACUUGUUGGAGGUUAGUUGCGACUGAUUACUGUUGUGGUUUACACGAGUGAUUCUUAGUUUAUUGCUUCCACGGAUUAAGCAACUUUAGUAGCUUAGAUUAACCUCUAAUGGAAAUUUGCCUAUAUAGCAUUGUUAUCUGCAAGAGGAAAUUACUCUUUUCCAUUUCAAUAAGUCCCAUGACCAUGGGUAUUGGCAACAAUACAGUCUUGAGGCCAAGGUUUUCUUGUAGAAGUGAAUAAGGCAAAAUGUCUAUUUAUCAAAAGAAAAAACAAUGAAAUUCUUUUUUUCUUAUACUCUCCCUUGUUUGGUUACCUUUUUCUUUGUAAGCUCAACGCAGGGCCACCUGUUUGAGUAUAAUAAAAUUCAUUUUCAUAUA